Messenger RNA from Pyricularia oryzae 70-15, 4258 nucleotides. RefSeq lists its product as uncharacterized. Gene Ontology annotation, cellular component: telomerase holoenzyme complex. Gene Ontology annotation, molecular function: telomerase RNA binding; protein binding; telomeric repeat DNA binding. The coding region runs from base 574 to 3228 and encodes 884 amino acids. Gene Ontology annotation, biological process: nuclear-transcribed mRNA catabolic process, nonsense-mediated decay. Lineage: Eukaryota; Fungi; Ascomycota; Sordariomycetes; Magnaporthales; Pyriculariaceae. The record is from RefSeq and is a predicted model, not a curated record. The transcript has 4 exons.
UUUAGGUACGUGGAGAGUGAAAGUAACGAGACGGGGUUAAGCUUCCUGUCAUUGUACUACUUUUGCAUCGUGUUAGACUGGAUUUUUUGCUCUUUCCAGUUUAACAUCCUUUGAUUCCUUGGAACUUCUCCCUUCUGGCUUUUUUUCCUUCUUUUUUUUCUUCACGACUGGUCGAGUCCUGAUGCCAAUGUCAGCGUCGGGAAAGACUCGAAACACGUCUUCCUUUACCGCCGUGCAGCGCAGCUUGCCUGCGAUCCGAAUAGCCUCAUCCAGCCUCUGCAAACCCGGCUGCCAUUCGAGUUAUGGACUGGAUGCGGUCCCUGGCAUUGCGUUUGGAGUUCUGCAGGCGUAGGGCUUGAUACGUCGCCACCCACGAACGUGUCCCGCUUCUCUCCUGGCUUUGACCUAACAACCUGGCUGGCUUAUAUUUUUUUGCCCUUGCAUUUGGCAUGAAGGUUCUAAACCUUUGGCCAUUAUCUUGCACAUAAACGACGUAUAAAUUGAUCGCGCCGCUCUCCCAGGCCCGCUACCAUCAGCGGAUCUGGAAACGCCAUAGGCAAAAUAUUGGUAAACAUGGCGGCGACUGUCAAAUCGGGGACGGUGGAGCCCGUGGGCUUCAGCGCGGCUGACAUUUGGAAGAGUGCUCAAAAAUGCCGGCGCACCCUUCAGAAGAGACUGGAGCAGCUUCAUCAGAACGAAGGCAAGGGCAAUGAGGAUUCGUACCUUCGGGCGCUGGACGAGAUCCUGUGCACCUUUCGACUUGGUUGCGUCGGUACUGUCUUUGAGGAUUUUGCCUACGCUACCGAGCAGAACGUCGACAAGCACUUAUGGAAUAUGCAUUCGACCAUCAACGGCGAGUUCCGUCGUGUUCGCUCUCGGCUAAACCCCAAGGCAGAGCCCAAGGUCGCCAUACUCCACCGACAGGUCCUAAAGAUGCAAGGUGACUUUCUCCGUACGUCGCAGAAGUUCUACAAAGGCUAUCUCCAGCGGCUGUCGGCCAAGUACCAAAUCCCCAACCUCGAUCGAGUUGUUAAAUCUGUGAGAUUCGACGUCACGUUGGACAAGAUGGAUCGCGAAUCGAACGCCGGACUGGAGUCCCAGAUUGUUCGGGCUUGCCAUCAGAUUCUGGUUCAUCUGGGCGACCUCUCUCGCUACCGUCUAGAAGUCGACCGGAAGCCGCAGAAAACCGACAUACCGCUGCUGUACCUCCGCCUCGCCAAUGAUCUGCUACCGUCGUCUGGGCUUGGUUAUCACCAGAUGGCCGUUGUCUACCGCGGUGUUAAGGACCAAGACCUUUCCAUCGUUUAUCACCUCCAUCGAGCACUUGUCGUGCAGGAACCACAUCCAAUGGCUGCCAAGAACCUGGAGAUCGAGUUUCAGAAACUGAGCCCAGGGAGUCCAAUGAGAGGUCGCAAUGCGUCCCUGGAUCCUCAAAUCACCUUGUCUGUGUGGUUCGUGCGCCUGCAUGCUAUCUACUAUGCAGGCAAGGUUGUUCCUCAGCAGAAAGAACUGGAACGGGAGGUCCUUCACCGUAUCCAGAUGCUACUUAUGACGAAGGAUACCGUCGGCAUCCUCCUUACGCUGGUUCUCACUAGCAUCGCUGCCUACGACUUUGCCUGGCAAAGAACUGAAGAGAAAUGGUCUGAAGAAGCCUCGCAAUCCUGCCAGUUCAUUCUCGGCUUCAACAUUCGCAUGAUCGUUGCUGUCAACCGGGUCCUGGCAAAGCAGAUUCAAGAAGCGUUGCAGUCUGUCACGCCAGCGCCGGCACCAUGCGAGACAUCGACUCCUGUGGCAGCCAAAGCUACCGACAAGUUUCUGACAGUUCUGCAGUCAGCUUUGCCUCUGCUGCGCGUCUACAUGGUUUGGCUUUGCAAGUAUCGCGGGGAUGUCGUGCGUUACGCAAACCACCUCUCUCACGUGACCGAGAUGCACCAGUCGAUGGCCGAAACCAUCUCACUCUUGAUUGAUAUUUUCCGAGGCGACCAGAACGAUGGUUCCACCGCCAAGUACAUGUUGUUCGAAGACAUCGAGACACUGGGUUUUCAGCCUCUGGAGAACGAGAAGGCCCCUUUUGUUUGUCGCCCAAUGCAUUUCUUCCCGGAUGGCACCGCAAAACCCAGGGUUGAGGAUUGCUCUUUUGACAAGGCUGACAACAAUGGUGAGACCCUUUCACGGAUCAACGACGUUGUCAACUGUGGCUACUUCAUUGGAACCGAUCCGAACUACCCUUUGACGAUUGCCCGGAAGCAAAAGGGUCCGCGAACCAUCACGGUCCUCAGUUACCAGGCGGCCUCGGGCUCGGAUAUCAUCUCCGGUAUGAAUAACAAUUCGAGCAGCGCUGGUCAAAGCGAGCCGAUCACACCACAUAGACAAAGUGCUCAAGUAUCCCCAUCACCCAACAAACUCCCUAGCACAAGUGGUGCGCAUCAGCAGCCGCAGCCACAGCUGCCAAAGCCGCCACAGGCACCGAUCGGAACACCUAACGUUGCGAUCACCAAAUCGAAUGAGACUGAGUUCGAUGUGGACGAAGAGAUGCUUGGUAGACUGAAUGAUUUCCUGGCUCCUCCCGAAGUACACUCUCCGCAGCAGAAAGGCAUUGAAGACCUGACUUUCUCUUAUGGCAUGCAUUCGACCACCGCCAACGAUGUCUUUGGGGCACUCAACAGCCAGAGACCAGUCAAAACACCAACAUCCGCUUCUGGCAGGGCUUUCCCCACGCUUCCAUGGGAUAUGUGGACACCCACAAACCGAUCAGGCUUUGGCUACAGUACGACGGCGUCGCCUGAGGUUGAAUCGACCACAGCUUUCGGCCAGGCCGCCCACUACAGCCACGCACCCAGGAAGACCGAGCGUCUGCAGAGCCCCAUGCUUCCAAGUGCUCCCAGGGCUUCGGACACGGCAGACGCGCAAGCCCAGGUAGCUGCCGAGCGCUAUGCUGCUGGCUCGCUUCCGAAUCGCAACUCUAGCAUUGGUGAAGCUUAUAACAAGGAGAGAAUGGAGGAAAUUUCCAAGCAGGCCAGCUGGCAAUUCAAUCAAAAAAGACAGCCCGCACGCGUUCCCACCUCGGCCAUCCCGGCUCAGACUCCGGUCCGACAACCCUACAACCAACCGGCCGGCUUGACCGACUCUCCAUUCUUUCAGUCGACCAAUUUCUCAUCGAAUGCUUCCGGCUUGCCUCAGGUGCAGGGCUCGUGGGGUUUUGCCGUUCCAGGAAAGAAGCCCUCUUGAAAAAGGACGAGAGCAUUGGUAAUAGAACUCACCGACUUCGAAGCUUUUGUGUGAUCGAACCCAGAUUAGUCACUAUACGCCAAGUUCACGCAGCUUUGGUGAACAAGUGAACCAUUCAACAUGGCACAGUUCUAGCGGACUAUCCCUGAACUUCGAUCUGUUUGUGAAGCGGGCACUGCUACACAACCGGAGGCAGAUCUCAGGUUUUGUCUAUCAUACAGCGUUGAUUAUGAGCAACAAUUGCUCGCUGCUAGCCUUGGUAAAUUGGGCAGGGGCUCCUGGAAACUCACUACCAGCUACCGGGUUGCCGAUCUACUCGGGAGGUCAUGCGUCGUUGAGAGUGCAGUAGUACCCUUGAAAGCGCGAGGUUAUUCAGCGAUGGAUGCGGACAUGAUUACAGGCAACAUCUUGCCAAGUUGUGCUCAUCCACCGGAAGUGCAGAGCGGGUUGCUUUUAUUUUUCCGUUGAGUGUCUUGUAGUGGAUUAAUAUGGGUGUCUAUUUUGGCAGAUUCAGGGGGACGUUGAGGUGGUCUGGCCCAUCAGGACCGUGGUAUCUCGAGGGGUUCUACACAUGAGUCUGGACGGCACUACACGUUUUCGAGGGUACAGGAGCCUCGCAAGCUUAAAAUCCUGCGGGUUCUGGUUUCGCGGGAAUCACCGGGUCAGUCGUACUCCGGCGGCAGUCCUCCUUCCAGUUUCGCGGGGUGUACUUGUCUACUAUGGACUUGAAAGCUCUCUGUAAAAUGAUAGUAGUUCGUAAAGAUUCAGGAUCGGAGGUAGUCUCGAUUAUUCAGCUCUUGUCGACUGGGGGUUUCCGACUUACCAGAGUACAGAAGUUCUCGUUGCCAUAGAGGUGAUUACCUGGGAUUUUGCAACCAGGAAUGGUCACGGGCUCAUCAUUGUAUCGUACGCGUACGUAGUAACCAUCAAGCCUCUCUGUUUCACUUGGAGAUAGCUCGUCCAUCGUCCUUCGCCCAAUACCUCCGGAUUCCUUACGGACCUUGGAGCUAAGUGCGCUCCACCAUCCUUG